GCCAUAUGGAAGUGACAGCUGGGAAGAUACGUAAAGUGACACGAGUCUGUAAUGGCCCACUAAUUUCGAAAAAAGGUAGAAUUUUAUUGAAAAUAAACAAAAAGUUAUUUAUUAGUACGUAUGCAACAACAAAUAAUGAAUCUCAGCGGGAGCAGUGUCCUAGUUCGGUGUAACGAUCAGCAGGGAGAGAAAGUCAGAAGAGUCGGGAGUGUUCAAGCUGUUGGACCUUGUUAGCAAAUGUCGUUUUUAGUUUUUUAUAAAUCCCUGCAUCACCGAAAUGGAUGGUGUAUCCUCGAAUGAAGGGAAUGCGUCGAACGACGAACUCGAGGUUGGUUUUCAGCUACUCGAUGAGCUCGAUGAACCCUGGACGUCGGAGAAGACUUCUCCGACACCUUGGUCUGACGUCGGUCCACUUUCUGAAGAACUCCGAAGGCUCGACGAAGAACUGAAGCAACAGAACGAUGAAGCACGAGCAUGGCUCGAGGAGGAAUGUGCGGCAGAUGAGAUUCUCAGGAGCGAGAUAAAUGAACUGCAAAUAGCAAGGCAGAAGACGCAGAAUCUGCUUACAUUAGAACUUAAUAUUCCUCCAGAGGUCAAGGAUAAGAUCAACAAUCUUGAAGUCCAAGUUCGCACUCUUCAGGAUCAACUUCAAGAAAAAAGUGACAAGUUGGCCGAAAGCUAUGAGGUCUACUCCGAGGUCCUUUCGAAGCUGAACGAAACGAACGAAAGAGUCAUUGCGAAUGACAACAAGUUCAAACAGUCGUUGCUCAAGGUCAAAGAGGAGUAUUCGGAAGUGGAGUCCAUAUUGAGAAAAAACUUGGAUACUUACAAAUCCCUAAAUAAAGAAUUACAACUGCAGUUAAAUGAAAAGGAGUCUGAACUUGCCGAAUUUAAAGAGUCCAAGGGAAAUGUCAAUGAUUUAGAAAAUACUGUGAAAGAGCUCGAAGGGAAGUUGGAGGAAUUGAAAGCAUCGAAUGAUAAUUUAAACAAGGUCAAUUUAAAAUUGAAGGCUCAUUUAAAGAAAAUUAAAGAAAGUGAAAAAGAAACACUUGGAAAGGAAAAGCAAUCAAUAGAUCUUAUAGAAAACUUGCAAAAAUCCAUAGUUCAACUACAGGAGGAAAAUGUAAAGCUAAAAGAGCAGUGUUCGGUCAAUGAGGAGAUUGAAACGCUUAAAAACCAGAUAGUACUUCUGGAGGAGGAAAAAGGUAACCUUCAGUUGCAACUCGUAGAUCUAGAUGAAAUUAAAGAAGCAGCAGAUUCCACUUUUGCUAAGUUCAAUAAAUUAGAAAAGGACAAAGAAAGCCUGGAGAAAAAACUUGAAGAUGUCGAGGAUGAAAAUAAAAAUCUGAUUCUAAAUAAUGAAGAAUUAAAGAAGAAACUUCAGGAUUUGGAUGAAACCAUCGCCAAGCUUAGGGAGGCGUUACAAGGCCUCACCGAAGAAAAGAUAUCGGCUGUAAUGAAAUCUGUAGAAAUUGAAGAGCAAUUCUGUAUAAAAGAACGUGAACUGGUGCAAAUCAAGGAACAGCUCGUUUCCCUUCAAGAGUUUCAAGCUUUAAAAGGAGAGACUGAUUUUAAGACUGAAUGCACCCCUUCACAGAAAGAGCACUUAGAAGGCCAAUUGGCAAACGUCACGAAGGAGCUUUCUUCCCAGACUGACUUCGUACAGGCACUUCAAAACAAUGUUUCUUCACUGCAGAGUGAAAUUGAAUAUUACAAAACUCAGCACUGUUCGAUUUUAGCUGAAGUCGAUGAACUGAGAAGGUACAAUUCUGAUAUCGACGCACAGCUUAAAGAGGCGCUGGCUAAAAAAGAAAAAGCGAAACAAGACCUAGUCGGAAUUGCUCAUCCUGCUUCCUCUGAUAAUAAAGACUUGACGCAAAAGUAUAAACAGCUCGUCUUGAGUUUUAAAAAGAAGAAACAAAUGUGUUUAGAUUUUGAAGCCAAUGUUGAAAAAUUAAAUAAAGAAAUUGCCACGUUUAACGAUGAAAAAGCGAGUCUUGUUCAACAACUAAACGACUCACAAAACCAGAUAAAACAACUAGAAGAUGAAUUGAAUGUUUCUAAAAUGGAAUCUGCCAAUUUAAUAGCUUCUAUGCAGAAUGCAGACCUUCAAAUUCCAACUCUGCUUGAAAAUGUAAACCAGUCUCGUGCAAUAAUCAAAGAGAAGGAAGAAAUAAUCGCUGAUCUGGAUGUGGAAAGAAAUAAGCUAUCAGAUGUUGUCAAAGGGUACGAAAUGGAAUUAGAAAUGUUAAGAGAACUUUAUGAAAAGGAAUCGAAAAAGAAUGAAGGUUAUUAUUCAGAUUUAAUGAAUUUAGAAAAAGAAAUGAACGAAAGUAAGAGCGAACUGUUAAACCGGCUCGAACAAGUCACCACCAAUUAUGAUAAAGCCUUAGAAACUUUACAAGAAAAGGACAAUUAUGUCGUGUUCUGUGAAGAGGAAGUUGAAAGAUUGAGAUCGAAAGUGAUUAGCCUGGAAACUGAAUUAGACCAAAAAGAGUCAUUCUUUCAAAAUAAAAUUACCGCAUUGGCUGAAAGACUGCAGAAAGCUGAAAACUUGACGCAGACCAUGAUUAAAGAAUACAAACAAAAGGUUGAGAAUAAACUGGAGAUUUUUCAAAGAAAUGAAGAGCUACUAAAAAAUAAACUUGUAAAUCUUGAAGUAGAAUAUGAAGACACAAAAGAAAUUGCAGAUGCCACUAAAUUAAGGAAUUCAGUUCUUGAAAAAGAGUUGAGCGAGGCCAAGGUGACGGUUGAUGGGUUGUCUUUAGAAUUGGAAACUCUUCAUAGCAUUAGAGAUGCUUAUAACACAGCAUUGGGUAAAGUAGAAGUUUUAGACGCAGAACUAAAAGCUAAUGUUGAAGCUUAUGAAAAAACAAAUGAAAAAUGUGUUAAUUUAGAACAAGAAAGAAAUACUCUUUUACUGAAGAUAAACACUCUAGAAGCAACAUGUAAUGAUUUAGAAAACAAACUGAAAGACGCAGGUGUCUCCAUCGAUAGAUUAGUAGAUGAUGUAAAAUCGAGGGACAAUGUUUUAGCAGAAUCUAAACAAACAGUUACCAAUCUUCAAAUGCAACUGGAACAAUCAGUCCGGUCAGAAGAGUUACAAAACCAGAUGAGACAACUGUCCGAAGAUUAUCAGAGGCAAAUCAAUGAAAGCCACGCGAAUAAACAAUUUAUUGAACAGCUGCAAAGGUUGUUAAAUGAAAGAGUAAAUGAAAUAAUGUACAUUCAGAAUUCUUAUCAAAACCUUGAACUUCAAUUAGCAAACAUCAAAGAAACGUCAGAAAAAGAAAUUGAACAUCUUAAAAACGAAAAGACACUCUUAGAAACUCAAUCUACACAAUUGGCAAAAGACUUGGAAAAUUUAAAAGUACAAUUUGAAGAACUUCAAAAGAAACAGAGUAACAAGGAGUUAUAUGAUUCGAACAAAUUGGCAAAUCUGUUUGAAAGGUCCGUCUCAGAGGAGGUAGAUAAAGUAGUCACAGAGGCUGAAGAAGCAGUCUCUCAGGCCAAAAACGAAGAAGCAAAAGAAGAGUUAAGUUUAUUCAAUUGGUCAGACCAUGGCCAUGCUUCUGGAGAUAACCCAUUUGGUGAAUUAAAAGACGAAGAGGAUGGUUGGGGCUGGAUGGGCAGUGAUUCUCAGGUUACCGAAGUCGAGACUAAAACCGACUUGCCUAAGGUUGUAGAAUUGCAGAAUAAACUUCGCAAACUGCAAGAAGAUUAUGAUUUGGUUUCAUCAGAGUUGGAAUCAAAUAAAAUCAAGUGUCAAAAGUACAUAAAGAAGCUUAAAGAAAUGAAGAUCCAAAUAGAUAACCUCGAGAGGGCGAAAAGUGCCCCUAAAGCCAAUUUUAAUGAUUUAGAUUUUGCUAUUCAAGAAGAACUUAGAAGUGAAAAUGAUAAACUCACCCUUAAAGUAAAUGAGCUCACAACUCAGAUGUCUUCUUUAAAACUUGAAAGAGAAUCUUUGUUAAAACGUGUCGAUACCCUUACCUCGGCUAAUGAACAGUUAGUCAAUAUGAAAGAGAGGCAAGACAUUGAAGUGCAGAUGUGGCAGCGAAGGAGCAAUGAGCUUUCGAACCAAAUGCAAGGCUUGCAGUGGUUGUCCGAAGGCCAUUCCGGAGGAGUGCCAAAAGACCUAGAUCUCGCUGGAAAGUUACUAACAGCGUCAAAAGAAUUGAAAACGACUAAAAAGAAGUUGGAAGAAGUAUUGAAGGAAAAAUACGAAGUUGAAAAUAGACUCUUCAGCAUAGAAACGCCCGAUCAGAAUCUAAAUGAAGAACUCGAAAUGAAAUGUAGUCACCUCUCUGAAGAAAAUGAAAAAUUAAAGGCAGAUUUAGUUCUUAAAAACAAAGAAAUAGAAAACCUAAUGAAAAGAAAGGAAGAAUUAGAAAAUAAAGUCAAACUUUUAGAACUUUCAUCACUUGAGAAAGUAUCAAAGUCAGAAGUCACAGCACAACUUGCCUCUCCUAAAAUUUUCCAAGGGUUUUCAGAUGACAGUGAUGACUUUUUCUCAGGCCUUGCCCAACCGUCUUUACGACCAAAUCCGGAAAUUGAUCGACUCAAAUCUGAAUUGAACGAGAGUUUACAACGUGUUUCAGUAUUGACUGAGCGCAAUGUGAACCUCGAGAAAGAAAUUGAAACUUUAAAUGAACAAUACAAUCAACUAUUAGCAGAAAAUGGUGAUUUGAAUAAAAACAUCCAAGUGCUUACCGGCGAACUCAAACAAAACGCUGACAGCUUGGAAUUUUGGAAACAAAAGAGUGAACAGUUGACAAAUGAAGUUACCAUCAAAGAGUCAUCAUACCAUGAAAGGGUGAAAGAAAUUGAGGAUUAUUACCAACAGGCGAUAUUAACAAAAGAAGAGGAAAAUUCCCACUUGAUCUGUACCGUUUCAGGAAGGGAAAAAUCUCUUGCAGAAGCUCAGAAAGAGCUAGAACGACUUAAAGACAACCUCUGCGAAGUCGAGGAAAUUAAAACUAAACUCCAUGAUGUUACCAGCGAGAAUGAAAAACUUAAACUCGAUUUGGAAAAUUUGAAACAGCUUGCGAAUUCAGAAACACCCACAUCUGAAAAUAAUACUGUCGAUGUACAAAUCCACCAUCUUGUAGGACAAGUAGAGUUCUUGGAGAAACAGGUUCUCCAGUUGCAACACGAUCUAAAUUUUAAACAAAGUGAAAUACAAAGGUUGACAGUCCUGUGUAAUGAAUAUCUCCUGCACGUACAAGAAAAAGACAAAGAACUGAUCAGCAAGAAUAAUGAGUUACUCGCUCUUCAGAGUUGUGCCUCAUCAAUGAAAAAUACACAAGUGGAAAGCAGUUCGAAUGAAGAGAUUGAAAGGCUAUCGCAGCUGGUUUCAGAAUCUCAAAUAAGAUUGCAAAUACAAACUGAGCAGCUCGAAGAGAAAAAAAGAGCCUUGUCUGAAGCACAAGAACAAAUGGCUGUUUUACGAGAUUCUGCUGAUUUGAAGAACUCGAGGGAUUACACAGAACUCAGAGAAGCGUUGGCUUUUCUCGAACAAGAAAAGACGAGAUUGGAAAAUCUUGUCCAAGAGAAACUUUCUGUCGCAGAUCAAUUGGAGAGGGAAAUAGCAAUGUACAAGGGUAAAUCGAAUGUUGAUAAAGAAGAGAAAAAUAUAACUACAUAUGCAAAUUUGAUAAAAGAGAAAGACUUGGAAAUCGCCCGGCUUUCGGACAUUUUGACAGACACGAGGGAAAAACUUGUCCAAAAAGUCCAGACCGAAGAAGCUAGGAUGUCGCCUUACAUAAGGACUAUACAGAACAAGCUGGACCAAGCUUUGUACACCUUACAUGUAAGGGACGUCAAAUGUGAAGAACUCACUCAAGAGAUUCUUCAGCUUCUUGAAGAAAGAGAUACACUUCAAAUUAAGCUGUCGGAAUCCAUGAGGGCUUAUGAUGAUUUAAAAAAGAAUCUAGACAAUUCCAAAAGUGUUGAAUCCGUCCCAGCCGUUAUACCUACAUCUUCUCGGAUUAAUGAGCUCCAUGUUGGCUAUGGAAAAGAUCCAGUUAUACAGAAAGAGAGGGAAAGUCGGCAUAUUGAACAUAUGCAGCUUUACCAAGACAAUGCACAAACAGAUGUCGCGAAUACUUCAUUGGAUUAUGGAAUAUUCAAUUGGUUCUUCGGAGGAAGCCCACAACCCCAAGGAAGUAACAACACCGAGGUGUCCAGUUGAUAAUCCAGAUUGAGUGGGUUCACCGUUAGAAUUACACUGAUAAAUAUAUAUAUGUUAUCUAAUUAAAUGUAAUUAAAAGUUUAUACAUGUUUGAACAUUUGAAAAUGU
Cimex lectularius (bed bug) is the source of this 6298-nucleotide messenger RNA. Its product is annotated as myosin-11-like. The transcript is spliced from 14 exons. Lineage: Eukaryota; Metazoa; Arthropoda; Insecta; Hemiptera; Cimicidae. The record is from RefSeq and is a predicted model, not a curated record. Bases 278 to 6190 code for a protein of 1970 amino acids.